Messenger RNA from Olea europaea var. sylvestris, 871 nucleotides. RefSeq lists its product as uncharacterized. The record is from RefSeq and is a predicted model, not a curated record. The transcript has a single exon. Lineage: Eukaryota; Viridiplantae; Streptophyta; Magnoliopsida; Lamiales; Oleaceae. The coding region runs from base 174 to 629 and encodes 151 amino acids.
AAUGGUACAAUUUGUCCUCACAUAAGUACAAAAUAAGUUCCUAUAAUUUAUUAUUCAAAUGAGUAUAGUUGCUGCUAUAUAAUCACCACUCCGUAAUUUCAUUCAAACUCCACGCAGAGAAUACCACAAGAGAGAGAAGAAGAGAAAUCUAGAGAGAGUUCAUUUUGGUAUAAAUGGGAAACAGUUUGAGAUGUUGUUUAGCCUGUGUUCUUCCAUGUGGAGCCCUAGAUUUGAUCCGUAUAGUACAUUUAAAUGGCUAUGUAGAAGAAAUAGCACGUCCGGUCACCGCCGGAGAAGUUCUUAAGAACAACCCAAAUCACGUAUUGAGUAAACCAAGCUCUCAAGGUGUUGCCCGCCGGAUUUUAAUCCUGUCGCCGGAGUCCGAGCUUAAGAGAGGCAACAUUUAUUUCUUGAUACCAGCCUCUUCUUUGCCAGCGGAGAAGAAGAGAACCCUCAACCACCUCAAGAAGAAUUCUCCCAAGAAAAGCCAAAAAUGCAGCUCCGGCGAGUCGGAUUUCGAUCAAUUCGUGCCGGAAAGUCAUUCGGAGAAAAAGUCUUCACGCCGGGAACGGAGGAAAGGGAAAGUCGGUGUAUGGAGGCCUCAUCUUCAGAGCAUUUCUGAGGACUAGUUUUUGAAAUGCACUGAACUUUUUUCUUCCCCAUGUGGGGUUUAUUGGUUUUUGUGGAUAGUUUUCCUUUUAUUUUCAUUUUCUCUUCCCUUCUGCAUGUAAUAAUAGCAGAUUUGGAAUUUUACGGACAUUUUUAAAAGCGAAAAUUAUCUGUUUCCCCCAAGAAACCUAUACCGGAGAGAACUUUUACUCAAGAAAUUGUACUUUGAGAUCAAUUCUCCCAAACUGCUUGUUGUCUUGUU